Molecule: messenger RNA, 5164 nt
Organism: Dreissena polymorpha
Lineage: Eukaryota; Metazoa; Mollusca; Bivalvia; Myida; Dreissenidae
Product: glutaminase liver isoform, mitochondrial-like
Exons: 16
Coding region: 159-2267 (702 amino acids)
Biological process (GO): L-glutamine catabolic process
Molecular function (GO): glutaminase activity; protein binding
Source: RefSeq, a predicted model, not a curated record
UGUGUAUUACGGAGGUGUGCCAAAAUGAUCCAAUCAGAAUAUUCCAUAAUACACACACCUUUCGAUAACAAUAGAAGUAUUCCGAACAAAGUGUUUUGUUUGUAGCCACUGCUCAAGUAAACACGCGAUAAUUACGAAAAGGAAUCUGAACAACCAAAAUGUUAAAGGUUGGAAAAGUAACCAAGAUAACUGCAAGCUUACAUCUCAUUACAAAUCUCGACUCAUCUACAAUCAAGCUCUGUGGCAAAUACUUUGACUCUACAAUUGUGUUUUCACAAAGGCAUCUCUCAUGUAUUUCUUUGAUCAAUGGUCAAUGGCUGAAGUUACCUUCAAAUUGCGCAAAGACUCGUACACAGUCUAGAGGGAAGUGUCGACAGUUUUCCUCACAGAAUGCUAACAGAUGCAGAGCAAGCUUUGGAGAUGCAUCCAAGUUUGGCAUGCAAGGACAGACAUUGUUUCGACGUAACACGCACAGUGUCUUUCCAUUAAGAGAGAAUGACUCGUCUGGCAGCAUGUACCUUGGAGAGCUGGAGGAUCAACUGUUUGACUUCCUACAGGAGGACAAUGAAAUGGUGCCCAUCGCAAAAUUUAAAAAGGCCAUCACGUCAACAGGUUUGCGAGAGUCUGACCCAAGACUGGCGGAAUGCAUGCGCAACCUUGCGCGUUAUCAGGAUACUCGCUGUGACGAGUCUUCGGCCCUCGGUCCCAUGAUUGGCAGGGACAUGUUCAAACAGUGCAUUGCACCAAACAUCGUUCUUAUCGCCAGUGCAUUCCGCAAUCAGCUCAUCAUUCCCGACUUCCACAAAUUCACCAGCACAAUAGACCAGAUGUACUGGAAUGCUCGUGACAAUAUUCAUGGAAAGGUUGCCACUUACAUACCCCAGCUUGCCAGGUACAGCCCAAACUUGUGGGGUAUUGCCAUGUGCACUGUUGAUGGACAGAGGUAUUCAGUGGGAGACGUGAACUACCCUUUCUGCCUGCAGUCUGUCUCUAAGCCCCUGACCUAUGCUAUGGCUCUCAACGACCUCUCGCCGGAAAUAGUGCACGAGUUCGUCGGGCAGGAGCCCAGCGGAGUGACCUUUAACAGCCUGUCGCUGGACUACAGAAAUAAACCUCACAAUCCUAUGAUCAACGCAGGAGCCAUCGCAAUCUGUUCUCUCUUAAAGCAGGGCGUCAACUUGGCCGACCGAUUUGAUUAUGUAACAUCAAUUUACAAGCGAUUGACCGGAGGAGAAUACCUGGCCUUUAACAAUUCUGUAUUUUUAUCAGAGAAAGAAACAGCAGACAGAAAUUUUGCCAUCGGAUAUUAUAUGAGGGAGAAAAAAUGUUUUCCUGAAGGCACCAAUUUAAUGGAAGUAUUAGACUUCUAUUUCCAGCUUUGCUCACUUGAAGUCACCUGUGAGUCAGGCUCGGUAAUUGCAGCAGCGCUAGCCAAUGGUGGAGUGUGUCCUAUAACGGGUGACAAGAUAUUCUCAGCAUCCUCAGUCCGUGACACACUGUCACUGAUGCUGUCUUGCGGGCUAUACGACUACUCUGGGGAAUUUGCUUUUAAGGUGGGUCUACCAGCCAAAUCCGGGGUCUCGGGUGUGAUCCUUAUCGUGGUUCCCAACAAGAUGGGCUUCUGUGUUUGGAGUCCGGCCCUAGACGUUUGGGGAAACAGUGUGCGCGGGGUCCAGUUCGCAAAGGACCUUGUUGCUAAGUUUAACUUCCACCACUAUGACAAUCUGAGAUUCACACCCAAGAAGAUCGACCCCUGUGUGAAACAGAUUGAGUCCCGAGCUACAGAUAUCGUCGGUCUACUCUUUAGCGCGUACAAUAACGAUGUAUCGGCACUCAAAAGGUACGCUCUAGGUGAUCUCAACAUGGAGCAGGCCGACUAUGACGGUAGGACUGCGCUGCACAUCGGGGCAGCCGAGGGCCACGAGGCGGUCAUUAAUUUUCUGAUAAGCAAAUGCAAGUGCAACCCCAAAGUUACAGACAGAUGGGGAUUCACGCCAUAUGACGAUGCUGUAAGGUUUGGGCACAAGAGAGUAGCUCACAUUCUUAAGGAGGCAAUGGACAAUUACAAUCCCGAUGAGAAGAUUGACCGCAGGUUGCAAGCCAUCGACAGUGUCACGUACAGCGAAAUUGCCUUCCAAAACAACCGAGAUACCGGUAAUAUAAGUGGACCUGCAGAAACUGACGAAGGAGUUGUGUACAAUAUUGACAACCCUUACCCCGAGUUAGCAAAAGCGAAAGAUGACGAAAAUUCACCUAAGAAAUUGUAAAUGGUUUGUUGGUAUUUCAGUGGUUAUUUUGUGGUCCUUAUUAUUUCAUAACCAAAUGGAAAAAGAAUGUUUGUCUUUUCCUUAGUCCUGUCCAAAUGUCUGAUAAUUGUCUUGACAUUAUUCUUGGAAAACCAGAAGUGUAUACCAAACAAUUGUACAUAAUUUGUUAUGUCCAUUUUAAAUUUAAUUCCCAAUUGCCUGGUAAAGCUUGAAUUUAAUAUUCUCAACAUGGGUGAAACAGCCUGGUAUUGUUAAAAGUGCAAAUACUGGGCAUUUGUCAAAGCUUGCGGAAAUCAUUCUGUAUUAUUUACACCAAAACGCUGUGUUUAUGCUAAAAAAAGAUUCUUUUGAAGCUUUUUGUAGUAUAUAGUGCAUUGCCAAAACACUGAGAUAUAAUCUAUAGAACACCAACUCUUAACAUUUUUAAGAGAAGUUGUUGUAUAGAUCACCUUAACUGUUAUUAGGGUAUUUGAAGUAUAGACCACUAAGUCAAAACUGUUACAAGAGUAUUUGUAGUAAAGAACACGAAGUCAAAACUGUUAUAGAAGUAUUUAUAGUAUAGAACUAAUCAAAACUGUUAUAAGAGUAUUUUUAGCAUAGGACACAAAUUCAAAACUGUUAUAGGAGAAUUUGUAGCAUAGAACACUUAGUCAAAACUGUUAUAAAAAAAUGUGUAGUAUAGAACUUAUCAACACUGUUAUGGGAGUAUUUUUAGCAUAGGACACAAAUUCAAAACUGUUAUAGGAGAGUUUGUAGUAAAGAACACAAUGUCGGAACUGUUAUAGGAGAAUUUGAAGUAAAGAACACUUAGUCAAAACUUUAAUAAGAGUAUUUGUAUAAUAGAACACAAUCUUAAAACUCGUAAAGGAGUAUUUGUAGUAUAGAACACCAAGGUGAAACAUUGCAUUUUUUUUUAAGAAAUUGAUUUUGUUCUUUUUGAUAUGGUUAGUAAAAGUAUAUAAUACAACAAUUGAUGUUUGUCAAGGGAACUUGUUUUGUCCUUUAGAUACUUUUACUAUUUAUAUCACUGUAUAUCAAUAUAUUUUUUAUUGCUUUAUUUAAAUAUGUUUUUAAAAUCUCAAAUUUUGCGAUGCAUACUCAUUCUGUGUUUUUAAGAUGUCUACAUUUUUAGCUCGACUAUUAUAUAUGAAAUAUAUAUAGUGGAGCUAUCCUAAUUACCCCGGCGUUAGCGUUCCCGUUAGCGUGCAAAUGUUAAAGUUUGCGUACUACCCCAAAUAUUUCCUAUGUCCUUUGACAUAUUGCUUUUAUUUUUUGCAUACUUCUAUACUAACAUGGCCCCAAUGUAUAAACAAGAGCAGACAACUGUAUCAAGCAUUUUGACAGAAUUAUUGCCCCUUUUAUACUUAGAAUAUGCAUAUUAUUGAUAAAUCUAUGUUAAAGUUUGCGCACUACCCCAAAUAUUUCCUAUGUCCUUUGACAUAUUGCUUUUAUAUUUUGCAUACUUCUUUACUAACAUGAUCCCAAUCUAUAAAUAAGAGCAGACAACUGUAUCAAGCAUUUUGACAGAAUUAUGGCCCCUUUUAUACUUAGAUAAUUGAACAUUUUGCUUAAAUUGCCAUAACUUCUUUAAUUAUGAUCACAUUUGAUUCAUACUUUGACAAAACAACACUUACCUGACAUACCACAAUGCACUCCACCCAAACCAUCCCCCAUGCCCCACCCCAGAAUCCCCCCCGCCCGAAAAAAAUCCCUUAUUUUUGAAAGAUCAUCUAUUAAAUGACCACACACCCACAUUAUACCCCCCCCCCCUCUCUAUGAUGGCUUACUUUAUACUGUCAAGCACUCGAAUAGUCGAGCGCGCUGUCCUCUGACAGCUCUUGUUAUGUUAUGUUUUGGAAAUUUCAUUGAGGAAUGUUUAUGAAUUUUAUUUUAGAUCUGAAAUUCUAUAUACGUAUUGAAUUUGCAAAUGGUUGUUUAUAUAUGACUUUGAUACCCUUUGUGCAUAUAUAGUUUGUAUUAUUAUACAAGUCUUUGUAGACUAUUCAUGCUAUACCUCAUCACAAUUCGUAGUUUAAGCUGGUGUCCCUAACGGAAUACAUGUACGUAUGAUAAUCACUUCAACUAUCACAGCAUACAUAGGAUAAUAACAUGCAUCACGCAAGGAAAAUUAAAAAUAAAUCAAAAUGUAUACUUUUUUCAACUGUGCUUCCAUACAUUUGACAAAACUAAAUUCAUGUUGUUCAAAAUAAAGAAAAACUUUAAAUUCAAAUAUUAAAAGGCCUAAACAAGUCAUUGAACUUACAUGUUUUUUAAAUAUAAAAUGUAAUGAUUUUAAUUAUAAAAUAAGGAUUUUUUCUACAUUUUUUUGGCUAAAAACGGCAAUUUAUAGCAAAUUCUAUAAUGAUAAACCAUAUCAAUUUUUCAAUUAAUAAAACACAAUUUUGUAUCAAUCCAUUAAGCAAAUAAAAAUUUGUUUUGAACAUGUUAAUUAAAUUUAUUAUGUUCAAACUAAGAUAAAUUAUGGGGACUUUUGAAAUUGCAAGGAAACCUUAUUCAAAACAUUAAGUUGUGAUUAUUUCACUUGUUUUAAUAUAGUUAAUACUGUCUUGGAUACAUGAAAAUAUUUGUAUCCAUGAAGUUACUUGUAGAACUUACAUGGUAUAAAUGUGAUAUUAUUAGAAAAUUGUUAUAUACACGGGUAUAUUUUUAGCUUACCUGAGCACAAAGUGCUCAACUUGUCCAGCGUCAUGUUUUAACCCAUUUAUGCCUAGUAUACUCUCCCAUCCUUCUAAAUUGGAACAAUUUAUUUCCAAAAUUAGGGAUGUCUAGUUUAUUUAUUUCUAUAUUUAAAAUAUUUCUUACAGAAAUUCAUUUAAGCAAACAGCGUAGACCCUGAUAAGACGCCGCAUCAUGGGGCGUCUCAUCUGGGUCUACGC